AUGUCCGCCAGCGGAAAGGACUGGCCAGUCAAACAAUACACCCCUCGAUACACCAGCUGGCCAUACAACCCUUCCGACUUUACCAGGCAGGACUCUUCACCGGACGAUUCGUUUUACAGCGCUCCGAGAUUCGUUACACAUAUCGACGAUGCUGCGAUCAACACUCUGCGAACGUACUAUGACAGCACGCUGCCGAGGAAAGGCAAGAUCUUGGAUUUCUGCUCCAGCUGGAUCUCGCAUUACCCCAAAUCUGUCGAGGAGGCCUCUUCCAACGGCGAGCUGAAAGUCAUCGGCAUGGGAAUGAACGAAGCCGAGCUCAAGGCGAACAAGGUCUUGAACUCUGGCAAACUUCUGGUAGAUCUUAAUCAGAAUCCCGACAUAGCUGGGGCGUUACGAACCGCAGAUGCCAUUAGCGAAGAUGAUGCCGAGAAGCUUGACUCUUCUACAAACGUCGUGUCGACGGACUAUCUCACCCAGCCAGUUGAAGUGCUCAAGAGCCUCCGCGACGCCACCAAGCCCGGCGGCUCGGUGCAUCUCACGAUCUCCAAUAGGUGCUUCCCGACCAAAGCUAUCAGCAGAUGGCUACGGGUUGAAGAAGAGGAGAGAGUUCUCAUGGUCGGCGAUUUCCUGCAUUACGCCGGCUGGAAGGACAUUGAGAUCGUGGAGUUGAGCAACGGCAAAGUCGGGGAGGGUGACCAGUCCUCUCCUCAACAGGGUCUGCGGGGUAUCAUGAGUUGGAUGGGGAUGAACUCGAGGGAUCCGCUGUGGGUUGUGAGAGCGACGAAAUGA
Messenger RNA from Saxophila tyrrhenica, 789 nucleotides. RefSeq lists its product as uncharacterized. Lineage: Eukaryota; Fungi; Ascomycota; Dothideomycetes; Mycosphaerellales; Extremaceae. The coding region runs from base 1 to 789 and encodes 262 amino acids. The record is from RefSeq and is a predicted model, not a curated record. The transcript has a single exon.